AAACAGGAGUGUUUACAGGAAGGGAAAAGUCCGGGGAGCUCCUGAACGCAUCACCGAUUCAGAAACGAAACCGACGGUUUGUGUUUUGCGUUGAGGGACCGAAUCAGAGCCCGGAAGCUGCACGGGAGACGAUACAAGAAGGAACCUCCCCGGACCACCGCAGGGACCGUGGACUCUGGGCUCCGGAGGGUUCUGGACUUGUCCUCGGGGGACAGCCGGGUUUUUGUGGACGGUCCCUCCAGGUGGACCCAGCCGUCAGGAGCUGCAGCAGGAAGUGGAACCCUGCGGAGGACGGAGGCAGAUGGAGGACCCGGCUGGACGCCUGCGGCCGGUGAAGCCUGGCGGAGCGGCCGGCACACGGAGGAGCACGAGAGGAAGAGGAGGAGCUUCCAGCAGGAGAGUUCAAGUCAAAGACAAGAAGAAGAAGAGGAAGAAGAAGAGCCGGAGGAAAAAAGUGAAAGCAGAAGCAAAGCUCGGAAGUGAAGCCGCAGGAAACGACGACGGAGUCGCGAUGAAGACUGAGGACGGCUCACAUCUGGAUCCACCGGCUGGAAACAUCCGGACGGAGAGCCGCGUGGGACAACCGCAGCAGGACGCCGGCGAGACGAGCCGGGACGGAUCCCCCCGGACGCAUCGGGAAGCGCAGAGCGACGCGUCCACCGAGGCAGAGGACGGGGAACCGGGGCCGUCCCGGCCGAGGCGGGACCAGGAGGAAGACCCCGACCGAGCUCCUCGCGCGGGAACCGCGUCUGAUGCCCCGGCUGUGCCUGGAGAAGACGCAGCAGAGACCCGGUCUGUGGACGAAGCGUCUCCAACGUCCCCGACGGCCCGUGAUGAGACCCGAACCACACCUCCUCCGCCUGCUCACUCCUUCAUCUUUCACAUCCAUGCUGUGCUGGACAGGAAGUUCAGGUUCAACCAGGAAUGUGACGGUCUUCUGCUCUGCCACAGCGGAGGACACGUCCCGCUGCAGCUCGUGUCCUUUGUUGGGCUGGAGCAGACGGGCGACCUGGUAGAAGCUGUCCUCUCCAUCGAGGAGCUGCACAGAGGAAGCUGGCUUCAGUAUCGGUUCGGUGUGGAGCAGAGACACAGACUCAUUCUCUCGGCUGCGACCAGACACAUCUGGAUUCCCACAGACCCGGGGAUUAAAGAGAGUCGAGUCUACGAAGGCUUCGUCUGUCGGGACGAUGCCGGUCUCUUCCAAACUGGCCUCCACAUGCUGGGCCUGCGGCGGCCCAGGGGGCUGCAGCUGUCCGGCGCCUGGCGGGCGGCGGCAGACGCUCUUCUUCACAGCAUCUUCCUCAGCUGGACUCCGUCAGACCGCCGGAGCACCCAGAGGCUGUGUGGAGACCUGCUGGGCUUCGCGUCCAGCUUCGGCUCUGCUCCGCAGACGGUCCGUUACGGAGAUCAGUCCUCGCCUCCUGUAGUCCAGGCUUCGGAGCUCAUUUCAGACCGUCUGGUCCUCAUCCUGAAGGGGGAGGCCGGGCAGGUGGCGGGCGGCCCUCUGGUUCUGGGUCUGUCGGUCUUCACCGUCUGCAGUCGAUUAGGCCUCCGGCUCGGAGGCGGACGUCUGGCCGAGCUGUGUCUCCUGGCGUCCCGGGCUGCGGCGGACCAGGAGGACCUGGACGGCCUGCGCCGCAGCCUGGAGAACCCUCAGCGCACGGUGCUGGGUCUGAUGGACACCUGUGCUGGGCUGGCGGUGCCGGAGCUCGUCCUGCUCGUCCCGCUGCUCUUCAGGCUCCGACGUCCCGGCGGCGGCGUAGGACGAGUCGGCCCGAUGGUGGAGGAGGACGACUGGUCGGGACUGAACGGCGUCCAGUUCCGCAGCUUCAGGGACAAGCUCCAGGCGUCCCCCGACAAGAGGACGAAGACGCUGGCCUUGAUCCGUGAGCGUACGGCGCCGGCUGAGGAGGCGUCGCCGCCACCGGCGAGCUUCCUCUCUCUGGUGGCGUUCGAGGACAUCCUGGACAUCUCAGACCUGCUGGGAGGAACCGCCGAGCAGCUGAUCCAGAGUCUGAUGUACCGACUGAGAACUGUCCGGCCGACAGACGCGUUUGUCCAGCAUGCUGUGAACAUCCUGCGCCGCCUGCUGCAGCAGGUCACUGAGGAGGAGGAGAGGAUCCUGCUGUCCGGGCGGGUGGAGGCGGUGUUCCUGAGCGUGGCGGGCGUGGUGCGGAGAACGUGUGAGACGGCGCGUCUCGUCCGUCAUCACCCCGCCGUCGUCCUGUCCUAUCGCCUGCUGCUGAGAGUGGCGGAACUCUGCAGCCGCGAGCUCAGAACCCGAGGAGAGGGGGAGCUGGGGGCGGAGCUGGAGGCGGAGCUGGGGGCGGAGCUGGAGGCCUCCACCCAGCGGCUGCUGGAGCUGGUCUUCUCCGCCCAGCAGCUCGUCGGCCGGUGGAGAGACGAGCUGCUGCAGGAAGCGCUGCUGACGCCCGGCGGAACGCUGGCCUACCCCGGAGAACUAGAGAUGUGGGACGCUCUGCUGAAGGUGGACGGCCUCUCUGACGAAGUGUCCUCCCGCUGGAGGAGGAGCCUGGAGCGGGAUCUGAAGAAGAGGAUUUCACAGAUGAAUGCGGAGGACAGAGUCCUGGUCUGCUGUCUCCAGUCCUCUGCGGCGGCUAUAGAGACGAGUCACCAGGCGAUGUCCAGCUGUUUCAGUGACAUGUGCCGCUCUGCGAUCCAGCUGGUCUGUCAGAGGAAGCAGGAGGGAGACCUGCUGCGCCGACUCAGCCCCCCCCGGCCCCGCCCCCCCGGCCCCUGGCCCCGCCCCACCACGGCCGUGCUGUCUGCGCUGGUGGUGGAGUCGGCCGCUCGGUUCCGAGACGACGCCGUCCUCCGGCUCCUGGAUCCACAGUCCGCCGUCAACCAGCUGCUGUCUCACGGAGACUGGAGGUCCAUCGAGGUGGACGACUGUGCGGGACAGGUGGUCCGCAGCAGCGUGGAGGCCCUUCACUCUCUGAUGAUGUCCGUCCUUGGAGGAGACGUCCUCUUUGGACACCUGCAGACCUGCCUGAAGUACAAGGAGCAGUUUAAGACCCUCUACCUGCAGCACCAGAAGACGCCCGCCGUGGACGGAGACGCCCUGCUGCUGCAGAGACAGACGGACCUGUCCCUGUUCCUGCAGACCAGGCAGCAGCUGGACUCCAUCUUCAAGAUGGUGGCAAAAGUCCGAGAAAGCAUCAGAGUUCCUCAGCUGGAGCCGUUGGAGCAGCAGCACGCUGCAGACCUUCAGGCCGUCGCCCUCAACAGGCUGCUGCUGGUUCCGUCGUUCCUGGCCGGAGGGACCGUGCCGCCGUCCCGUCCUGCUCGGGUCCUCUGGUACCGCGCCAGCCUGAACGUCCUGCAGAUGUCCAGCCAGACGUUCAGGCUGCAGCACAGCAGCCUGGUCCUGUGGUCCUGGGUGAGGCGGGCCGCGGCGGGCCCGGCGGCCGUCACCCUGACGCAGGUCUUUGAGGACAUCUGGAAACCUCUGCUGGCCGAGUUUCAGGAGCUGGCGGUCCGCGUGGCGGACGCCAGCGUCACGUUCCAGCAGCUGGACCAGGUCCUGGAGCGCUGCGGAGACGAGGGCGACGGGACUCUCCUGAAGAAGGAGCUGGAUCUGAUGGCCGAGGCGCUCCGUGAGGCCGGGAGGCGGGCGGAGGACGGCUGGGUGGAGCGGAGACUCCUUCAGAUCCAGGAGUACCGGCAAGUCCGGCGGGCGGCGGCCGCAGCCGGCGCCGUGCUGAGAAUCGCCCAGAACAUGCAGCUGUCCGGAGACUUCUCCGAGGUCGACGCCCUGAGGCAGCUGGAAGUAGACGGCUUCCGGCAGAGGCCCCUCGGCUCUCUGUCGGCAGACCUGUCCCUCGCCGGCGCCGGCGCCGAGCUGAGCGCCGUCAGCCGGCAGCAGACGCUCUGCCUGGAGGAGUUCCUCAGGAGCCGCUCUCUGGUCUGCUGGGUCAAAGAGCACCUCGGAAGCGUCAGCGAGGUGAAGGUUUACGUGGAGCUGGCCUCCAUCUCCGCCGGAGACCAGGACGAGCAUCUGGACCGGGUGGCCAGCUUCCAGGACGCCGUGCUGGGCUACGGCCCGCUGCUCUACUCCCUCCCCCCCGCCGCCGGCUUCCGCGCCUUCAUGAGGUGUGCUCGGCAGGUGUGGGACGCCCUGAACCGAGACCACCGGCUCCCGGACAAACUGAGAGAGUCGGCCCGGCUGCUGAGCUGGCUGAAAGCCCAGAAGGAGACUCACGGCUCGGUGGAGCGGUCCUCGCUGUCUUUGGCCUCGUCCAUCAACGCUCACGGAGUUUAUCAUGUGGGAUGGUCUGAGCGCAGCUCGGAGAAGAGGUGUCUGCGGAACAUGGUCCGGGUCGCAGUGAAGGACAAGACCUACGAGCUGGAGGAGCUGCUGGAGCUCCAAAACAAACUCAUGCUCAUGUCGUCCAAAGGAGAGCACGGCCGGCAGGAGGUCACCAGGUUCACCCAGAUAUUCGAGGGAGUCCAGAGACUCGGCGGCCUCCUCCUCCAGAUGCACACGUCUGGCAACAUGCUGUUCCGGGAGUGGCGAGCCACGGUGGCGUGCUGCGCCCGGCAGCAGCCCUGCAUCACAGCCACCUUCGGGUCCCUGCAGGGCCGGACCCUCCUGUUCGACGGCGCCGUGGCGGAGCGGCUCGGCCGGCUGGCCCGGUCCCUGGACCGCUGCCACCGCGGGUGGUGCUCCUUCGUCGGCGAGCUGCGCUCCGCCCGUCCCCUGCUGAACCACUACACCUCCGAGCAGAUGCUGUACUUGUGUGUGUGGAUUCAUAAAGUGUGUGAGCGGCAGGCGCCGGCGCCUCGGCAGCUCUUCGACUUGCUGUUUCCCGUCAAGCCUCGGUGCACGCUCCGGGACAUCAGAGAGGCCUACCGCCGGACGGUGGAGCGGCGGCGGGACGGGAGGUCCGGGGAGGACGUCCGGCUCCGGCGCUCAGCCGAGGACGGCGUGCAGGAAGCUCCUGACCUGAUGGAGUUUUCAUCGGAGGACGAAGAGGAGCCGGAGGCGGAGCGUGUGGAGGACGGUCUGGAGGAUCUGUGGAGACGCUUCGAGGACAACAUGUCCCGGUACCUCCGCGAGGCCCUGGACCUCCCGGCCCUGGCCGUCUUCCUCGGCAGCCUCUCUGAACUCAACCGGCAGCAGGUCCAGAGGACCUUUCCUCUGGUUCUGCGGGAAGGGGCGCCCAACCUGGUUGUGUGUGCGGCGGCGGAGGUUUUCACCGCGGCGCUGCGCGUCUACAUGGAGAGUCCGGAGCAGCCGCCGCCGUCCGCCGACGAGCUUCUGGUCUGCACGGAGGACACGGGCCGGGAGGAGGUGGAGGUCUUCCUCCGCAGGGCCCUGAGCCCGGACCCGGGCCGCGUCUUCUGCCUGCUGAACCCGGGGCUGCUGGGGUACGAGGUGGGCGUGGCCCUGGGGGAGCUGUUCCAGAGCCUGGAGGCCGGCGCCGGCCCCCGCUACCGCCUGGUGCUGCUCAGCCCCGUCGGGCACCAGCACAGAUACGUGCCGUCCUUCUUCAGCGGCGCCAAAGUGCCGGCGAGCCUGAGCGCGGCGGCAGACGCCGCCAGGACGUACCUCCGUCGCCACUUCACCCAGAGGGAGCGCUCCGCCGACGCCGUGGCGGCCGUCUCUCCCGACGGGCUGUCCGUCUGGACGGUGUCCUCCGCCCGCCCCGCAGUCGGGAAAUCUCUGUUCGUGGCUCGUCUGUUUGAGAAGCUCCAGCUGGCGUCUCCCGGAGCACAGCUGGUCCGGAUCCGGCUGAUCCGGCCCUGUGUGGAUGCGGACUCUCUGAUGAGGACCUUGUCGGAGAGGCUGUCGGGGCUGAGGGAGCAGGAUCCCGUCCUGCUGCACAUCGACGCCGCGGGGGUCGGCCCGGGCCUGGAGGAGCUCCUGUUCCGGGUGCUGGUUCUGGGUUGUUUGAGCGACAGCCGUGGCGUGCUGUGGAGAAGGAGCGAGGCUCACCUGAUUGUUGUGGAAGUCCUGAAGCCGCGUGCAGCCGGUCCCGGGCGGCCGCAGGAGUGGAAACUUGGACUUCUGGACAUUCUUCCCACGAUUCACUGCCGAUCUCCCAGAGAGGUGAAGCAGCUGCUGAGCAGUGGAAGGAAGUGGGACAGAAAGACGUUGGAUCCCCUCAUGGACGAACAGGAGUUCUGCAGUGAAGGGAUUCAAAGACCUUAUCAGUACCUGAAGAUGUACCGGCAGAAUCGGAACCUGGACCAUUUCAAAUUCCAGGAAGGAUCCGUGAGCACAGACCCUUGUGACUGUCUCGGUCUCUUCUUGUCAUUUUCUGGAAUGAACGAUCCCUCUUGGGCCGAACUGAAGAACUUCUCCUGGUUCCUCAAUGUGCAGCUGAAGGACUGCGAGAACUCAGUUUUUUGUGAUCCAGAUUUUCUGACCGACCAGCUUCCAGGUUUCAAGAGCUUCAUAGUGAAGUUCAUGAUUCUCAUGGCGAGAGAUUUCGCCUCUCCCUCUCUGAACUCUUCAGACCAGAGUCCCGUGCUGCAGGUGGACAGCAGCGAGGAAGAAGACCUCCUGUCCCACCUGACCGUCCGAAAGCGCUGGGAGAGCCAGGCCCACCCGUACAUCUUCUUCAACGCAGACCACUCCUCCAUGUCUUUCCUCGGCUUCAACGUGGAACCGUGCGGCCGGCGGAACGCGCCCGAUGCAGUUGAUCCCCAUAGCGGCGAGGUCCUGAUCUCCAGCGUCAUGUCACACCAGCUUUUUGAAGGUUUGCAGCGCCAGAGGAUUUCUCUGUCAGAAGACUUUGACCAGCUUCCGCGGACGGAGAAAAUCAGAAGGAUUUCCUGUGUGGUCGGUGCCAGGAAAGGCGUCAUGGACAGAGAGUUUGAUCCAGACCCGACAUACGAGCUGACAGCUGACAAUGUGAUGAAGAUGCUGGCCAUACACAUGAGAUUCAGAUGUGGGAUUCCUGUGGUCAUCAUGGGAGAAACCGGAUGUGGAAAAACCAGGCUAGUGCGCUUCCUUUGUUCACUCCAGAGAGAAGGAAAAGCGGUUGAAAACAUGGUGCUGGUCAAGGUCCAUGGAGGAACUACAGCUGACAUGAUCUACAGAAAGGUGCGAGAGGCCGAGAGGCUGGCUGAAAGGAACCUCGCAGAGCAUCAGCUGGAGACCAUUUUAUUCUUUGAUGAGGCUAACACCAGCGACGCCAUUUUGGCCAUCAAGGAGAUCCUGUGUGACCAGACCGUGGAAGGGGAACCACUGAGGGGAAACAGCGGAUUAAAGGUUAUAGCUGCCUGCAAUCCGUACAGGAAGCACUCACCUGAAAUGGUGGAGCGUCUUGAACGUGCAGGUUUGGGGUACAGGGUGAGGGCGGACGAAACCACGGACCGGCUCGGCAAAGUCCCUCUGAGGCAGCUGGUCUACAGAGUCCACCCUCUGCCUCCGAGCACGGCCUCCUUGGUGUUUGACUUUGGCCAGCUGAGCGAUUCAACCGAGCUGUCCUACAUCAGGCAGAUUGUCCAGAAGACAGUGGGGGACCAUCAUUUCCCAGCAGCCUGCAGGAGCAUCUUUUCAAAUGUGCUGGCAGCUUCCCAGAAAUACAUGCGGAGUCGCAAAGAUGAGUGCAGCUUUGUGAGUCUGAGAGACGUGGAGAGGUCGAUGAGAGUCCUAAUCUGGUUUUAUCAGCACAGCCCGCUCUUUUUUCACAACAACGCUCAUCUCAGCGAGGAUCACAGAACUCUGAAGUGCUUGGUUCUCGCUGUUGGAGUCUGCUACUACCCGUCUCUGGCCACCAAACAGGAGUACCUGACUGAAAUCGGUCAGUACUUUCCACAUCCCCUCUCUUCUCCAGACGUGCUGCAGGGAGAGAUUUCUUCCUGUCAGGACUUCUUCCUUCAGAACAUUCAGACCAGACAGACCAUUGCUAAAAACGAAGCCCUCAAGGAGAAUGUGUUUCUCAUGGUGGUUUGCAUUGAGCUCAGGAUCCCGCUCUUUCUGGUUGGGAAACCGGGCAGCUCCAAGUCACUUGCCAAAACUGUGGUAGCAGAUGCCAUGCAGGGCCAGAGCUCCCACUGCGACCUGUUCAAGACCCUCAAACAGGUUCACAUGGUGUCCUUCCAGUGCAGCCCUCACUCCAGUCCAGAGGGCAUCAUCGGGACCUUCAGGAGCUGCGCUCGAUUCCAAAAGGACAAAAACCUGGACGAGUUUGUGUCAGUGGUGGUGCUUGACGAGGUCGGCCUGGCAGAAGAUUCCCGCCAGAUGCCGCUGAAAACCCUCCACCCUCUCUUGGAGGAUGGCUGCAUCGACAGCGAUGCACCAGACCCACACAUGAAGGUCGGCUUCGUUGGUAUCUCCAACUGGGCUCUGGACCCUGCCAAGAUGAACAGAGGGAUAUUUGUGUCCAGAUGGGACCCAAGCGAGGAAGAACUGGUGGAAACUGCUAAAGGGAUUUGUUCCUCUUCUUCUCAAAUCCUCCUGAAGAUCAAACACCUCUUCCCACCUUUGGCAAAGGCCUUUCUCAGAAUAUGUGAAGAGACCUCAAAAAAUCAGUUCUUUGGUCUGAGAGAUUACUACAGCCUCAUUAAAAUGCUCUUUGCUGUGGUCAAAUCCUCACAACGGGAGCCAACUGGAGAGCAAUUGGUAGAAGCCAUCCUGCGUAACUUCAGCGGACAGCCAGAAGGAUUUGAUCCUGUCAUUUUUUUCCAAGAGGUUUUCCAGGACCUUGCAGAAAUCCCCAGACCGAGCACCUUGCAGAUGGUGAAGAAGAACGUUGCCCGUGGCAGGGAGGAGGAAAAUCGUUACCUCCUUCUGCUCACAACAAACAGUGCGGCUCUCCAUAUCCUUCAGCAGCAAGUCUUUGCCGGAGGUGAACACCCACCUCCUGAAAUCAUCUUUGGUUCAGGCUUCCCCAGGGACCAGGAAUACGCUCAGAUCUGCCGCAGUGUGAACAGAGUGAAAACCUGCAUGGAGACCGGACGCACAGUAAUCCUGCUCAACAUGCAGAGUCUUUAUGAAAGCCUGUAUGACGCCUUGAACCAGUACUACGUUUACCUCAGUAAGCAGCAGUACGUCGAUCUGGGCCUCGGCUCCCACAGAGUGAAAUGCCGCGUUCACACAGACUUCCGGCUGAUAGUGGUGGAGGACCAGAAGAAGGUCUACCAGCACUUCCCAGUGCCUCUCAUCAACAGGCUGGAAAAGCACCGAUUGGACCGGAGUACAGACUUGGAAACCUGGCAGCACAGAGUUCUCCACAAACUCAGAGAGUGGGUGAAAGAGUUCUCGGGCCAGGCCGCACCAGACUUCAGGCCCUGUGACAUUUUUGUUGGUUUUCAUGGCGAUGCUUGUGCCAGUGCUCUCCUGCAAGCUCUCAAGAAAAAGCAAGUUGGAGUCGAUCCCAUCGGAGAGCAGAACAGCCCAAACCAAGAGCUUGACUCCAGCAGAGGGAGAGAAGUGAGCAGGGCGACGGAUGUGGAGAUCCCUGGAGAAGAUCAGGAAUCUACUGAGACAUGUGAAGGAAGUCAGUUCUUGUCAAAAAGUGAGGAGUUGAUGGAGACAGAAAAUGGAACUUUCCCUACUGAAGAAGAGGACGUUUUAGAUUUAGCUAAGUGUCUACUGCUGAAUUGUGCAACCCCCGACGCCAUGGUGAGGCUCAAGUGUUCAGAUUUAGCAAACCAGGAGAGGGAGAAACUCCAGAGAAUCUACUUCCAGCAGCAGCAUCACCACUCACUGCGGGACUUUCUGGAAGACGACCUGAGCAGGCACCGGGGCUCCAGCAGGUUUUUGGAGGUCACGACCUUCUCCAGCCUGUUGACCAGGUCAGAUGUGAAGGUGAUGGCCCCCGCUCUGGGACUGCACACUGAGCGCAUCCUGCUGCUGGCGCUUCACCAGUUCGACACCGAAGUCUCCUUCUGCAACAAAAUACGGGGUUUCCUUCAAGACUCGGGCUCCGGGCUUCACAUCCUGCUGAUCCAGGUGGACCUGGAGGAAUUGCACUGCAACGACCAACUCAUCGCGUCGGCAAAGUACUGCACUGUGAAUUACCUGACGUCUCUGGAGGAUCCCACCUGUUGGGUGAUUUUCACGGUGAAGGUUUCCAGGAUGCAGAGUCAGUCCAAGUACAUCGGUUUCCAAGGAGGAAUGUGGCACUCUGUGCACAUCGACGACCUGAGGGACUCGGACCACAUGAGCGUCAACCUGCUGCUGUUCUGCGGCACCCUCAUCAGCAGCUUACUGCUUCCUGCACAGCCAGCAAACGAAGAAGAUGUUCCCUCUGAAAGGACUCCUCAGGGGGGCGCCGCUCAUCUCCACAGCCUGCGGUUGGUUGCUUCCUGCGUCCAGAAGGCGGUGGGCUUACUGCGGGACCCCGACAAUGCUUCCUGCAGAAGCGUGCGGCGUGUGCACAUCCUCCUCAGUCUGCUGGACCACGACCGGACAGGAACAGGCUUCCGGCGGGCGCUGCUGAGCCGCCUGGCCGAGGCUCUGGCUGCCGGAGAGGAGAAGAUGGCGGCUCCGGCGGACUGGGUGAACCAGGAGGCCGGGAAGCGUGGAGCUCUGCAGGAAGGAGGGACUCUGAGACACACGCUGUGGCGUCGUCUCCAGAGCGCCGUGACGCCGCCGCUGGCCGCCGUGCUGGAAGCCGCGGACAGGUACGCUAACCUGGACCUGCUGUGUGACGAGCGGCUCGGUCCGGGCCUGAAGCAGCUGUGGAUCGACAUCCUGGCAGACCGCCACACUUUGCAGCUGACGCCGCUUCUGAACGUGGGGGACUCGGAGCAGGAGGUGCUCGUGCAGCACCGCUUCCUGUUGGACGGCGAGGAGCAGCCCUGCUCCGCCCCCUUCAGCUGGCUCGUCCGGAUGCACCUGGAGGCUUUGUGGGAGGAGUCUCAGUUCACGCCAGAGCGGAGCAGCGGGAGGAUCCAGCAGCUGGUGAGCAGCUUCGGCGGCGGCCGGCUGGGCGCCAGGAUCCACCGGCUGUCUGACGGCGAGCGGGCGGAGCUGGGUCAGCGCUUCCUGCAGGACUUCCUGCUGCUGACCAUGAAGAUCACCUCCAGGGAGCAGCUGCAGGUGCUCAGCAGGGCUGUGCGGGGUUGCGUCUCUCAGCUCCAGACCUCCGUCCACGUGCCCCCCAGCCUCUCUCCGGCCUGGAUCGUGGCUGCCGCCAAACAUUUUGCGCCCAGACUGGACUCGCUGCGCCACAUGCUGCUGCUGCAGCCCCGCCUGGCCGGCUGCGUCCUGCAGCGUGGCCCGGCGGAGCCGCGGGACAUGGCGGAGGACAUGUUGGCGCUGGGCGUCUGCGUGGAACAGGUCACACUGCUGGACGUGACGUCGGCGCCGCAGUGCGAGGCGUUCGUGGAGCGGCUGGAGUCCCUGCGGCCCUGCGUGGAUGCGGCGUCGGGCGAGACGUACCGCGGCCUCUGCGGCGCCGCCCGUCUGCAGCAGCUGGACUCCAUCAGGUCGCUGUGGCUGGGGAUGCAGGCAGUGGCGUCCUUCAUUCAGCACGUGGUUCUCCCGACGAGGCGGGACGGCGUCCGGCUGGAGGCGCUGGCGCUCCGAUACUGCGGCCUGCACCUGAACCUGAUGCGGGAGUCGGCCGACGUGACGAGCCUGGAGACGCUGCAGCAGCUCAUCCGCAUCCUCAACGCCUUCCACCAGGACUGCCUCGGUCCGGAGCUGAGGUUCGGGGUGUGCUGUGCGGUGUGCCUGUCCCGGCUGUCCCGGCCGACUGUGCUGCCCUGUCGGCACGUCUUCUGCCUGCCGUGUCUGCGGCGCUGCCUUCAGGCUCACCGGCGGUGCCCCAAGUGCAGAGUGGAGCUGCCGGCCGACUUCGCGCCCUCCGUCUCUGCAGAUGUCCAGGCUGCUCUGGAUCAGCAGGCUUGGAUCAGACGCUGCUGCAACGCCUUCUUCUUGGACGUGGUGUCCAGGCUCUUCCUCUCUGAGCGGCACAGCCCCAGCCGGGGGGUGGUGGAGCUGCUCUUCUCCUUACUGCUCUGCGCUCACGGAGACGUGUACCGGACCAGGCAGCUGUCUCCCUUCCUGGAGUGUGUGGACAACAGCCCUGUGGUUCGAUCCGUUCUGCCCAAACUGCUGCUGCAGCACAGUUUUGAGCAGGUGAAAACUCAUAUUCAGACUCACCUGAGGAACCUGCAGGAGAAGUUUCUGGACAGAGAAGAUCACACCGAGCUCUACCUGCUCUUUGUCAACUGCUUCCAGGACUCUUUGCUGAGCUCCAGAGUGAGGAGGCUGCAUCAGAGUGAGGAGGACCAGACUCAGGCCGAUGUCCAGUUUCUGAGCAGAAUGGCCAGAAAGCAGAGCGCAGACAGACUGCAGGAGCCGGCAGAGUUUCUGCUCGGCAUGGCUCGACUCAGGAUCUGUCUGGAGGUCGCUGCCAAGCUGCUGCAGGAGGCUGCACAAGGCGUGGAGGCCGGGGAGGCGGCUCCGUACCUGCAGCAGGUGAGCGCUGUGUGUCGGUACUCCGGGAACGACUGGCUCAGAGUGUAUCUGCUGCGGGCGUUGCACCGGCGCUCUGGGAUGGACUGCAUCCUGUCUCUGAUGAACAGCGCCACCUGGAGCUGGCUCUUCCCUCCACAGCUGAUUCGUCUGCAGAAGCUGGUUCCCUCUAACGUGGAUCGGUUCCUCUGCUGCGGAGCAGCUUACCGGCAGCUGAGAGACGCCGUGACUCAAAGUGUCCUGCAGGACCAGCAUGAAGGCUUCCAGACGGCGUUACAGACGUUGGGAGCUUCCCAGACGAGCCUGGUGGCUCUGGCUCUGUUCAGACAGAUCACCUGCCGAUACAGAGCGUCCGACUCCUGCCUGCAUCCGUCCUCACAGGAGCGCCGGAGGCUGGAGGAGCUGCUCACCAACAUCAGACCGGCGGAGUUCAGGGACUUCUGCUCCUCACUUCUGUCCAAUCAGAUCGGUGGACGGGGCUCCCGUCUCCGUCUCGGCCCCGGCCUGCCGGCUCAGAGACACGCCCUGCUGGAGCUGCUGGUCCAUGUGGACUCAGUGCUUCUGAGUGGAACCACCCUCCUGGUUCCUCUGAAACAAAUCGCUUUCCUGCCCCAGAACGCCACGGACGCCUUCCUGCCCACCAUGCCUGACGAUCACUCCACGGAGGCCAGGGUGUGGCUGGCCGGAGAGCACAGGCUGACGGAGUACACAUGUGCCAACGGACACGUUUGCUUUGUGGGGGAGUGCGGUCGACCGGUGGUCACGUCCAAGUGUCCGGACUGCGGCUCUCCUAUUGGUGGCGUGCGGCACACGCCCGUGGCUGGCUUCACCCGACAGCAUCAGCAGCGAGACAACACUCGGACCGGACACGUCCUCGGAGAUGCGCAUCGGCGCUCCGAAGCGCCCGAAAGACAGAUGACGUGUGCUCAGUCCGGCGUCCUGCGGCUGCUGACGCACCUCGCCUUGCUCCAGGGCGCCGUCGGAGAUGAGACCAGCGUCGGGGCCAUGAUCCACCCCAGGCAGGAGGACGUCUGCGGCUUCCUGUGGAGCCACCUGGACCAGGAUCUGAGAGUGUUGGGCCGGAGUCUGGACCAGAACGCGGACAACACGGUGGUAGCGGUUCAUCUGGUCCUGACCAGACUCGGAACAGGUCCCAGAGCAGAUCUGUCCUCCCGAGAGGGACGGCAGCAGAGUCCCAGAGCAGAUCUGUCCUCCCGAGAGGGACGGCAGCAGAGUCCCAGAGCAGAUCUGUCCUCCCGAGAGGGACGGCAGCAGAGUCCCAGAGCAGAUCUGUCCUCCCGAGAGGGACGGCAGCAGAGUCCCAGAGCAGAUCUGUCCUCCCGAGAGGGACGGCAGCAGUGGGAGAAGCUCGUCUGUCAGUCUGCCAUCAAUCCAGUCAUUCAGGAUCUGCAGAGGAGCGUGUCCGCCGCCCAGGAGGCGAUCGCCGCCGACCGCGGCCUGGCCGGGAGUCCGCUCAUGGAGCUGCUGGUGGGGGACCCCGGGAAGACGCUGUCGCUGCCCUCCAGCUGCCCCACCCACCACUCCUCUUUCUGGAGUCCGCCCCGGACCAUGACGGUGGAACGCUUCUCUCAGCUGGUGGCAGAAUCACCGGAACGCAGCCUGGUUCCUCUGCUCAGCCUGUUCCUCCAGAAGAUGAACCCUGUCAGCCAGCUGCCUCACCUCCCGGAGUUGGCCGCCCUGCAGUGGGACCUGGUCCGGCUGGUUCCCGUCCCGUCGGCCUCCACUGCCCCCUCCAUCACCCGCAUGCUGCAGAAGAUCCCUGCAGGGCCCCAGAAGAAGCUGCUGAGCGACAGAGUGGACCGAUUCCUCGCAGUGUGGAACGACCUCCGAGCAGAGCUGGCCGGCAGCGCAGACCCGGCCUCGGUGGAGGUGUGUGAGCUGAAGCUGACUCUGGACAGUUCCUCGGCGUUCCUGCUGCCCGGUCGACCCGGUAGACUCGGCCCCGCCUCGUGUCUGCCGACCCUGAUCGACUUCCUAACAGAGACUCACAACGGCCUGGUGAGAGCAGCCCGGGCCGGUCGCCACGACAACAGCGAGCUCAGCGUUUCCUUGGAGAAGAUCUCGGAGACUCAGCUGAUCCUGUGCCACCCAGAGAGGCAGCUGCUCCCUCUGGUGUUGGCACACCGCCACUACACCCUGAGGAAAGGCGGGGAGAAAGGCAGCAGCUACGACCUGCUGGGGAUCCAGACGCAGCUGGCUCGCUGCUUCCUGGCCGGAAAACCUCUGAUCCGGGCGGACACACCCGUGUACCUGAAGAGACACCUGCGGGACUUCUCCGUGGUGCUGGCCGAGGUCCGAGGGAAGGUCCGGCAGGAGCCGCUGAAGGGUUCUGCCGGCGGCGCCGUGAGGGCGGCGCUGCGCUCCUACACAGACGUGUGCGACGCCGUGUUCGUGGUGGAGAUCGGCCUCCGCUUCCUGGGGAAGACGGGCGGGGAUCCUGAAGCCGGCCUGCUGGCCUACCUGACCGACUGCCUGCAGAUGAAGCAGCAGGUCUCGGACGCCGUGGCCAAGGGCCUUGGGGAGAGCAGGCUGGGAAACAUUGUCUUCACCUGGCAGCUGCUGACCUGCUGGAAGUCUGAAGUGCUGCUGGACAGGAGGCAGGAUCCGUUUCAGAAACUCCCCUCGGACUUCAAGCAGGAGCUGUCGGAGGACGACCGCAGAGGUCUGAAGACUUUCCUGGGCCUCGCCGACGUCCACACGUUGUGUUUGGAGCUGCAUGAGAUUCUGCUGCUGAAGACGAACCGAGGCCGGCCGGACGAGGACUACCAGCCCCACUGGGACAUCAGGGGAACGUUGGAGAGCCACCUGGAGCAGAAGGGGGCGCCGCCGCUGCUGGGGCUGCACCGCCUCCCCGAGGAGCUGACUCUGGGCCGGGGCGCCGCCGUGUGGAGGGCCGCCGUGGACGCCAAGAGGAGAGCCGCCAUUUCUGCCCAGAGCACUUUGUUUUAGCAGUGAAUCCACGGAGGGCCUGGCGGCUGGGCUCGGCGCGGCGGCGGCGCGGCGGCGGCGCGGCGGCGGCUCGGCGGCGGCUGGGCGCGGCGGCGGCUGCAGUGUGCCGUCCAGACAGGGGAAUCGUGCCAACGCCAGCGAGAAGAUGGCUUCAUUGUUCAACUGCAAGACCUCUGAAGGUUCACGGUGUCAAAUCCAAUCUGUCCAUUUCUGGGAAUAAAGUCAUAAAAUAAAGUCCAAUGUGGUUUUCUGUGGAAAAACACUUUUCUGAACAAAGAGUCACUCAAGAUCAGAGAACAUGAAAGCCACCACGAAGACGGGUCAAGAGUGGAAAAAUAACUGCUUCAAAAAGAUGAUUGAUGGAAACAAAGUCACAACACAUCCAGCUGCACAGUGACAAAUACAGAAA
Messenger RNA from Salarias fasciatus (jewelled blenny), 15782 nucleotides. RefSeq names its product ring finger protein 213b (gene rnf213b). The record is from RefSeq and is a predicted model, not a curated record. The transcript has 63 exons. NCBI's taxonomy places the organism in Eukaryota, Metazoa, Chordata, Actinopteri, Blenniiformes, Blenniidae. Gene Ontology annotation, molecular function: ubiquitin-protein transferase activity; ATP hydrolysis activity. Bases 302 to 15373 code for a protein of 5023 amino acids. Gene Ontology annotation, cellular component: nucleolus; membrane; cytosol. Gene Ontology annotation, biological process: sprouting angiogenesis; negative regulation of non-canonical Wnt signaling pathway; ubiquitin-dependent protein catabolic process.